AUGACUCAUAAAGACUCUCCCUUUACAGCCCCUGCUGUCCAUGUCUUUGGUCAUCAAAAGCCCAACCUAUUGGUUUCUGAAGACACAAGCAACAGCAUGCCGGCGGCACCCCAGCGCACAGCCGCCGCCCGUCGCCUUCGUCCGACCCGUCGCCACCAUCCCCAACCACCGUCACCGUCCGACCGUCGCGCACGUCCAGCUCUCCCCCGCGGAUCCCAAUCCCAGCCGGCGCUCCUCCCUAUCCUAGCCGCCGCCAUCUCCACGAACACUCCUCCUCCGCCUACCACCGUCGACCGCCAACAGCACUGUCGAUUACGUCAAUACCGUCUUCACAAUUCGCCGUCGAUGCCAUCCCUCAAUCAACUCUGCCACCGCAGCCACAGACCCGCUGGCGGUUCACCACAAAACUCGCCAUUGCCGACCUCCGCCGUCUCCCACCAUAUGUCGCUGCCGUCACUGUAUGUCUCGAGGUACGACUACAGCAUCUUGCUCAAAGGCUAUAAGAAAUCGAUAAUUCAUCGAGCAUCGACGGUCUCAGAUCUGACGGGUGGUUCCUCGGUGAGAUCCCGAUGA
Molecule: messenger RNA, 573 nt
Organism: Striga asiatica
Lineage: Eukaryota; Viridiplantae; Streptophyta; Magnoliopsida; Lamiales; Orobanchaceae
Source: the annotation of a GenBank genome assembly